AUGAAUUUAACACAGACCCAGUUUCCUGGGACCAAUGACACCAACUAUGACGUCACGACAGAGUGGUCCGAUGACAACUGUUCCUGGGUGGACGCGGUGUCCUGGGGCUGCAACGCCACUCUCAACUUCACCGGAAACGCGACCAGCGGUGAUGUGACGUCGCUCGUCCUCAUGGCGGCCACUUCCGUAGUUCUGGCGCUCAUCAUCUUAGCCACAAUCAUUGGAAACGUCUUCGUAAUAGCUGCAAUAAUAAUUGAGAGAAACCUUCAGAAUGUCGCCAACUACCUGGUGGCAUCGCUGGCGGUAGCCGACCUCAUGGUGGCAUGCCUCGUCAUGCCGCUGGGGGCUGUCUACGAGGUCAGUCAAGGUUGGAUAUUGGGACCUGAGCUAUGUGAUAUGUGGACUUCCAGCGAUGUACUUUGCAGCUCUGCAUCAAUUCUCCAUCUCGUUGCUAUAGCAACGGACAGAUACUGGGCAGUAACUGACGUAGACUACAUCCACAUAAGAAACGAGAAACGGAUCUUCACCAUGAUCUUUCUGGUGUGGGCGGCGGCGCUGGUCGUCUCCCUUGCCCCCCAAUUAGGCUGGAAGGACCCGGAUUACCUCGCGAGGAUAACUCAGCAGCAAAAGUGCCUCGUCAGCCAGGACCUCGCGUAUCAGAUAUUCGCUACGUGCUCCACAUUUUACGUGCCAUUAGCUGUGAUCCUCAUUUUGUAUUGGAAAAUAUUCCAAACGGCCAGGAGACGGAUUAGAAGGCGCAGAGACGUACCACCAGCGCGACCCUCAUCAGCUGAUGGCGCCCCACCAUCCGGCAGACCCAUACAGUCAGCUCGAGACAGACGUUUCGUGAAGAAACGCUUCCUCAACUUAAAAAAAUGCAACCAACGCACCAGAGCGGAGACCAUCGCCGCCGCUCUCCUCCUCACCGAAGGCCAGAGCACAUCCACAGUAGACACCCUGGACGAAGAGCCGAAGACCACAGCGUUCACGGUCAACGAAAAGGCUCAAGUGUCACCCGAGAAGUCUUCCUCCACAGCCACGAACGGCUCCAAGCCAGAACGUCCAGUCGCCCCAGGCCCAUCGCAGCGAGAGAAGAAAGAGUCGCUAGAAGCGAAACGGGAACGCAAAGCGGCGAAGACCCUGGCGAUCAUCACCGGCGCGUUCGUGUUCUGUUGGCUCCCGUUCUUCAUCAUGGCGCUGGUGAUGCCCAUCUGUCAGACGUGUGUGAUAAGCGAUUACCUGGCCAGCUUCUUCUUGUGGCUUGGGUACUUCAAUUCGACGUUAAACCCAGUGAUCUAUACAAUAUUCAGUCCGGACUUUCGGCAGGCCUUCGCCCGUAUCCUCUUUGGUUCGCAUAGGCGAGGCCGGAAUAAGAAAUACUGA
Molecule: messenger RNA, 1383 nt
Organism: Leptosia nina
Lineage: Eukaryota; Metazoa; Arthropoda; Insecta; Lepidoptera; Pieridae
Source: the annotation of a GenBank genome assembly